CUUCUGUGUCUCAUUUGACACAUUCAUCUGAUUAUCACCUAUUUAUUGGACAUCUCUUCAAUUCAUUUCACUAAUUCAUGUUUACAUUAUAAUAUAUAAAUCCCUUUCCCCUUAAUCUACUGUCCCAUUGAAAUGAUAUGAAAGGCAAACCACACCAUCAUCUGUUGUGCCAUUAAUUGAGUCAUUCAUUGAUCAUUGAAAUCAUUUUGUGGUCAAAUCAUGUGUUCAUUAAUUCAUAUAUUAAUUGUUAUAUCGCUGGAAGUGGUGGUGAUCUCGGGUCUGGACAAUGGCUUAUGUCUGACACCACCGAUGGGUUGGCUGUCGUGGGAGAGGUUUGGCUGCAAUAUUAAGUGUCACCUGAAUAGGGAUGAGUGCAUUAGUGAGAAACUGUUCACAGAUAUGGCCGACAGACUGGUGAGCGAUGGCUAUCGGGAUGUGGGCUAUGAUAGGGUUAACAUCGAUGACUGUUGGAUGAGUAGAAACAGGGCUGAAGAUAAGAAACUAUUAGCUGAUCCCAAGAGGUUUCCCAAUGGAAUCAAAUACCUCUCUGAUUAUAUGCACUCGAGAGGUCUGAAGAUAGGUAUCUAUCAGAACUACGGCCUGCGGACAUGUAUGGGAUAUCCGGGACUCAUAGGCUUCCAGAAGGUGGACGCCCAGACAUUUGUGGACUGGGAGGUCGAUAUGGUUAAACUCGAUGCCUGUUUCACACCCGUCCACACUCUGGACAAGGGCUUCGAGGACUUCAGCGAAGUCCUGAACAAAACGGGUCGACCGAUGGUCUACUCGUGCAGUUGGCCUUACUAUCAGUUACACACAUCUCAGGUGAUCCCCAACUGGAACCUCAUCGCCGAUAAGUGUAAUAUUUGGCGCACAUAUCACGACAUACACUCCAAUUGGAAAGACAUUUUGGCUACCAUUGACUUUGUCGGUGAUAAUCAAGAGAUAUUCAAUAGGAAUGUAGGACCGGGACGUUUCAACGAUCCCGAUAUGCUCUUAAUUGGCAAUAAAGGGCUAACAGUGGACCAGUCGAGGGUCCAAAUGGGCAUUUGGGCCAUAAUCGCCGCACCGUUAUUCAUGUCCAAUGACUUGAGAAGUAUUGGACAGGAAUUCAAAGAUAUUUUGCUCAAUAAGGAGGUGAUUGGUGUGAAUCAGGACCGGAUGGCUCGACCGGGUGUCCGAGUCUUUCACAACGAGACACUUGACAUUUGGUUGCGUCCAGUAUUACCCGAAGCGAAACACAGCACCGGUAGCCAUACGUCCUACGCUCUGGCAUUUAUUAAUCGUCUCUCUGAACGUGCCAUCAGUAUUGCCGUCAAAUUGGAUGAGUUGGGACUAAAGCACAAUAUUGCCGUCAAAUUGGAUGAGUUGGGACUAAAGCACAAGUAUUUUGUGAGCGAUUUGUUUGAUAAGACAUUUUCGCCGCAAGUGCUGACCGCCGAUCACAUGUUUCACGUAACCAUACCCUCCACGGGAAUCCGUUUAUUCAAAGCAGUAAUUGAUUUGGAAAAUUAA
Messenger RNA from Oppiella nova, 1512 nucleotides. NCBI's taxonomy places the organism in Eukaryota, Metazoa, Arthropoda, Arachnida, Sarcoptiformes, Oppiidae. The record is from the annotation of a GenBank genome assembly.